Molecule: messenger RNA, 1509 nt
Organism: Debaryomyces tyrocola
Lineage: Eukaryota; Fungi; Ascomycota; Pichiomycetes; Serinales; Debaryomycetaceae
Source: the annotation of a GenBank genome assembly
AUGGCUGGUUUAGACUACCUUCUUUUCGAAGAAGCAACUGGUUAUGCUAUUUUCAAAGUGUUAAUUCAGCAAGAUGACAUUUCAUCUAGACUGAAGGAAGUUCAAGAAGCAUCGAACGAUUUGGCCAAAUUUUCCAAGAUGGUUGAAUUAGUUUCAUUUGCUCCAUUCAAGGGUGCAGCCCAAGCUUUAGAAAAUGCUAAUGAUAUUUCCGAAGGGUUAGUUUCCGAUUACUUAAAGUCAAUUUUAGAAUUGAACUUACCAAAGGGUUCUUCCAAGAAGAAGAUCAACUUAGGUGUUUCUGAUAAAAAUUUAGGUCCAUCUAUUAAGGAGAUCUUCCCAUACGUUGAUUGUUUAGCAAACGAAACAGUUCAAGAUUUCUUAAGAGGUAUUAGAGUUCACGGUACCAAGUUAUUGAAAGAAUUACAGGAAGGUGACAUUGAAAGAGCUCAGUUAGGUUUAGGGCAUGCUUUCUCUCGUGCUAAAGUUAAGUUUUCAGUACAAAAGAAUGAUAACCAUAUCAUUCAAGCUAUUGCCUUAUUAGAUCAAUUAGACAAGGAUAUUAAUACUUUUGCCAUGAGAGUAAAGGAAUGGUACGGAUGGCACUUUCCAGAAUUAGCAAAAAUUGUUCCUGAUAAUUACAGUUUUGCGAGAUUGACUUUAUUCAUUAAGGAUAAAGCUUCAUUGACCGACGAAUCUUUGCAUGAUAUUGCCGCAUUAGUUAACGAUGAUUCUGCUAUUGCCCAAAAGGUUAUUGAUAAUGCGAAAAUCUCUAUGGGUCAAGACAUCUCCGAGCAAGAUAUGGAAAACGUUGCUACGUUUGCUGAAAGAGUUGUUUCCAUUUCGGAAUACAGAACCAGAUUAUACCAAUAUUUAACCGAUAAAAUGAAUACGGUUGCUCCAAAUUUAACUACUUUAAUUGGUGAAGUUGUUGGUGCCAGAUUAAUUUCGCAUGCAGGUUCUUUGACAAACUUGUCGAAACAAGCUGCUUCAACUGUUCAAAUUUUAGGUGCUGAAAAGGCUUUGUUCAGAGCAUUGAAGACCAAGGGAAAUACACCAAAAUACGGUUUAAUGUACCAUUCUUCAUUUAUUGGUAGAGCGUCUGCUAAGAAUAAGGGUAGAAUUUCCAGAUACUUAGCCAACAAGUGUUCUAUUGCUUCAAGAAUUGAUAACUAUUCUGAUGAACCAUCCACCGCUUUUGGACAAAUCUUGAAGAAACAAGUUGAAGAAAGGUUAAAUUUCUACGAUACAGGUUCUACUCCUAUGAAAAAUGCUGAUGCUAUUAAAGAAGCUUUAGCUUUGUCUGGUGAUCUUGAUGAAGAAGAAGCUGGUGAUGUGACUGCUGUUGCUGACUCUGAAGAAGAAACCAAGUCUUCUAAGAAAGAAAAGAAGGAUAAGAAAGAAAAGAAGGAUAAAAAGGAAAAGAAAGAGAAGAAGGAAAAGAAGGAAAAGAAGCGUAAGGCUGAUGAUGACGAGUCUCCAAAGAAGAAGAAGAAGAAGUCUAAGGAUUAG